AUGCCGGAGGGGGACGCUGGACUGUCUCCAACGGUGGAAGAGGAUCGAGAAGUUUCAGCAGAAGAAGACUCUAGUAGUCAUUCCGGCGACACGGACUCUGCGUUCAGCGACGAUGGACAGACUGUUUUGAGCUCUUCCUUACGUUCAUCGAUAUUCAACCACAGAUAUGAGAAUGGUCGCACGUAUCAUGCGUACAGAGACGGAGAAUAUCCGAUUCCGAAUGACGAAGAGGAACAGGAGCGCCUGGACCUUUUGCACCAUCUGUUCAAAAUGAUUCUUGGGGGAGAGCUAUACAUCGCGCCGUUGUCCCGAGAGCCCCAUCGUAUCCUCGACAUAGGCACUGGAACGGGAAUUUGGGCAGUCGAAAUGGCCGAUCGCUUUCCUAUGGCACAGGUGGUCGGGACUGAUCUAUCUCCCAUCCAGCCUGUGUGGGUUCCUCCCAAUCUGCAUUUUUACAUUGAUGAUGCCGAGAGCGACUGGACAUUCCAAGAGUCCGAGAGGUUCGACUUCAUUCAUGGCCGUGCUUUAUGUGGUGGAAUUGCAGAUUGGCCGAGGUUUUAUGCGCAGGCGUACGAAAAUCUAGAGCCUGGAGGAUGGAUGGAAAUGCAGGAUCAUGAAUGCUGGCUGAACAGUGACGAUGGCGGCAUGGACCGUGCUCCAGGGUGCUCGGAAUGGAUACGUGAAGUUGAUCGAGCCAGCGUCAUGUUUGGCAAACGGCUGAAUAUUGCCCAUCUUCAUCGGCAAUGGAUGCUUGGUGCCGGAUUCCAACGCGUCUCUGAGAUUAUCCGAAAGGCAAGCCCUCCCCAAUGCAACUAA
Molecule: messenger RNA, 816 nt
Organism: Capronia coronata CBS 617.96
Lineage: Eukaryota; Fungi; Ascomycota; Eurotiomycetes; Chaetothyriales; Herpotrichiellaceae
Exons: 2
Coding region: 1-816 (271 amino acids)
Molecular function (GO): methyltransferase activity
Source: RefSeq, a predicted model, not a curated record